This is a messenger RNA of Scedosporium apiospermum, 3639 nucleotides long. RefSeq lists its product as uncharacterized. Gene Ontology annotation, molecular function: phosphatidylcholine lysophospholipase A1 activity. Lineage: Eukaryota; Fungi; Ascomycota; Sordariomycetes; Microascales; Microascaceae. The record is from RefSeq and is a predicted model, not a curated record. The transcript has 8 exons. The coding region runs from base 1 to 3639 and encodes 1212 amino acids.
AUGCGCUUGUCUCUCCUUCUGGCCUAUGGUGCCACUUUCCUCACUGUGGGCAUUUCGCCUACGGCUGCUAUGCCGGCAGGAAAUUCCCACAGCCUGAAGACUCUCUCACAGUCCAUUGAAGGGAACCUUGAAAAUAGCACGCUUGGAGAUUCCCUCUCUUCCCUCCACAAACGCGCUGACACCUUCUUUCUCCGUAUUAUGCCCCUCGGUGCCUCUAUCACUCAAGGUAUGGGAUCUUCAGAUGAAACUGGGUACCGUAAAUACCUUCGCCAGCAACUUCGCUUUGACGGCUGGAAAGUGAACAUGGUUGGCAGCCAGCGAAAGGGAGACAUGAAUGAUAAUGACCAUGAAGGUUGGCCUGGCUACCUUAUCGACCAAGUCCACAAUAGAGCUAUGGCAUCCGUUCCUAGCCUCCGCCCUAAUGUCUUUACCAUUAAUGUCGGUACAAACGAUGCUAUUUAUAGCAAUAAUGUCGCCACAGCUGGCGACCGGAUGAUGAACCUACUAAACUACUUGCGAUCUCAAGUGCCAGACGCUACCUUUAUUGUCUCUACACUCUUACCACUUAAGUCCCAGCCAAGUAAUGCAGUUCAAAUCAACACCCAAUACCGCUCUCUAGUCAGCCGCCUCCGCACGCAAGGUUGGAGAAUUGUGCUUGCUGAGAUGGAUAAUGGCUGGAUUACGGUUGACCAACUUCCUGAUGGAACACACCCGAGUGAUGACGGAUUCAAGAAGAUGGCCCGCCAGUUUUACGAUGGUAUCAAUAAGGCCUAUCAAGCUGGCUUCCUUGCCCCUCCAUCCUAUGCUGGAUUUGAUGAUUCAGUUUCUGUUGCCACUGCUACAUGUGACAAGAAGCUUGGGAGUGCCUUCGGGGAUAAACGGUCUGGCAUGGAGAUCCUGAAGGCCCUUUCGUCUGUCAUUGUCGAUGAUGGAAAAUAUAUUCACAAAUCGGAGAGUGGUGGUAUAAUCCUUCAAGGCACUUUCAAAGGGGAUUUCUCAAUGGACUUCGCUCAGCUCGUCAACUUUGGCAACGGCCGUGGUGGCGAAAAUGAAGAGUUUGUGUACAAAGAUUCAACUGGCAUGUGGAUGCAGGUCAACAAGGGCAACGGCGUGUUUGAACCGAAAGUCAAGAUCGAUCCCAAGCACAACUGCCCUACUGCUGGAAUCCGUUGGGGUGACGUCAACAAUGAUGGUCUCGACGAUUUUAUUUGCAUUACAACCUGGGCGUCGAUCGAAGUAUCUAUCAAUAGGGGGGGGAACCCACCUACAUUCGAGAACCUCGGCGAGUAUAGGAAGGGUGUGAAUGGAAAAGGUCGAGAACAUGUUCGUCUUGGUGACAUCGAUGGCGAUGGACGCCUAGAUUAUUGCAUCAUGGAUGGAAACAAUGCUCUUACGUGCUACCGGAAUGGAGGUAUUGGAGACCGGCCUUCGUACUGGCAGGACUUUGGAGUUAUCCAUGCCGGCGAAGGGCGUCAGAACGCUGGCAUUAUGCUGGUCGAUGUUAAUGGCGACUUCCGCUCGGAUUGGCUAUAUAUGGACGAAAACGGUGCUGUCACAACACAUAUCAACCAAAGGCCUGCAGGGAAGACUUUGAAACCACACUGGUUGGAUUCAGGCGUUACACACCUAGGUGUUAGGAUGCCAGAUCGAGUUGGGAUCCGCUUCGGUAAGGUGUACGGUUCCGGGAGGCGCGAUUAUCUCCACAUAAGACGUGCGUUCGAUGGAGAUACAGCCAAGUACGAAGUCCACGCGUGGAAGAACCUUGGUAGCGGCGGCACGUACCAAAAGGGAGACGGAAUCUUCUUCUGCGAUAUGGAUGGCAGCGGCAACGAUGACUACAUUUUUGUCGACAGUAAAGGCGUUUUGACCAUCUUCCGGAAUCCAAACCCACCAGGCAUAGUCACUUACGGAUGGGACGAGCACCGAAAUGUGCUCAAUACGAACGCGAAUCGUAAAGCAGUUCAGUUCGGUGACUGGGACGGUGACGGCAAAUGCGACGUCAUCGUCACAGACCGAAAAAACGGCGGCGCCGAUGUCUACUUCACUCGUUGGGAUUCCGCAGCGAAGAAGUUCUCCUUCAGCGCCAAGACCCGUGUCGCGAGCUCUGGCCAGUCAAUCGGCCCUAACUGCGCAGAGGGUUGGGGUGUUGGGUUCCGCGAUCUUGGUGUUCGCUAUGCUGACAUUGAUGGUGAUGGCCGGGUUGAUUACAUCUGUAUGGAGAAAGACGGCCGGUCCACUGGCUGGCUCAACAAGAAAGGAACUGCCGGUGUCUAUAUGGGGCAGAUUAAAUUCAGCGAGAAGAAAGAUCGAGCUAAUCAUUUGUUUGCUGAUGUCAACGGUGAUGGCCGCGCCGACUUCCUCUGGACUGAUAAGUUCACAGGUGAUACGCAUGUUUGGAUUAACGGUGGCCAGAUGCAGACAGGAGGAAGCAGUUUCUACUGGGCGCCCAAGGGUAAGUUGUACAACGGCGCAACGGGCGGCCGGGACACCAUCUUUGCCAAUAUUGGCGGCGUUGGCCGCGCCGACAUGAUUGCUGUGAAUCCGAUUUCGGGUCGUGCCACUGUUCAUAUGAAUAGCUGCCCCGGUGGAGGUGGCGGUGACGACGGUCCCAUCAUUGACCCCAACCUCGGCCAAAGCCAGCCUGAGGCUUGCGAUUUGGAGAAAAGAACAGGCACGUGGGUCAACCGGCAGUGUACUCAGCGUGAAGUUACGAUGCCAACGAGUUACUUGCCGAAAGAACGUUGGGACGCCCUGGAGGCGGGCGCGGCGUGGAACGAUAUGAUGCACAGAUGGAAAACUUGUGACCGGCCUUCUGGAAACUCGACAUUUUCGGAGUCCGCAAGUCAGUUUUUCCACCAGACAGAGGAUGCGCAGUGUAGCCUUGUCGGGCGCCUGGGGAACAACUGCAUUGCCAGUAAAUGUGAAGUGCACAACACGGAGUUUGAUGCCCCAGAAUCAAAAACGGGCGCUGCAUCCUAUUUUGUUUGGAACGCCCUCGUCAGAGUUAACCAGAUUAUCGGCACUGUUUACGACACGUUCGAGACAGUUGGUAACCAAGUUCAGGCUACGAGUAAUGAGUUUAUCGAGGCAUUCUCGCCGAAGAAGUCGGAUCUUUCUUCACUACAACUCCUUCUGGACUUACUUUUCAUACCCGCCACAGUUGCAGGGACAGUCGCCUAUAAAGGUGUUUUUGCAAGUUUAAUCGACGAUAAACUAUUUGUUGAUGUUGCAAAGGACAUGUCCCAGGCGACUGCCACGGCUGCAUUUAGCUAUGCUAGAAGACAGCUUUCGCAGGCAACUUUGAAUGAAAUUAACUUCAACUCUAUUGUCGAUAAAACUAUUACAUUGUGGAAACAACAGUCCGAAACGCUGCUAUUCGAUAUCUUUCUAGGCCAAGACAACAAACUCCUCGACCUUCUCGAAACCCUCACCAAGGACGGCAGAUUAACAUCAGGUAGUCAUAAUGGUAACGCCAUUGCAGAUAUCAGCGCCUUCAACAACACUGUGACACAGGGCAGGGGAAGACGAGCGUUCUACGCCAUUGCAAUUCCGACCGUCUGGAUGGAAACAGAUACCCAGCAGGAUCAUACCUACUUGACGGAGAAGAUUGGGGCGGCGUCACAAGGGAGGACAUUAUAG